UUCCGAAAGUGUUCUGAUAUUACACCCUGUCACUGUGCCAAGAACACUGAUCAACCCAAAACAGAAAACACACUUUCUGCUUGUUGUAUAAAGAAAAAAAUAUAAUAACAAAUACUUAAGAUUAUAAAACCAGGAAUUAUUAAUAAUUGCAAAAUCACAUAUCUUUUUCUCAUACUUUACCAAACUUGUAACAGUCUUUACUGGAAACAUCCUGCAGGCUGCUGUCUCAAAUGAAGACACAGAGAAUACAGACGGCUAAACAAUACAUAUGUGCGUCAUAUGAUAGGUAUAAAAUAAUUACUGGUUGUGUGAAUGAUUAGACCAUUUUUGCCCAUGUCUUUUCUUCUGUCAGCCUUGUAGUUUCAGAUGUCAGUAGAAAAGACAAAUACAAAUUUACAUCAAAACCUUUUCAUUGCUACACAUAGAUCAUGUUUGAUCAGAUUUUUUAUUGCACUGAAAGAUUUAGACUAAACAUCUGGUAAUUUUCAGAGUGUAGCAUUGUACCUUGGUCAUCACCCAUAAUGCUCGAAACUCAUUAUGAGGCAAUACGCAUGCACAGUAGCAUCUUCCCUGAAAUGCUACUUGCAUAUGUAUGAUUUAGAGGAAGGGCAAGAGAAACUUUCAUGUGGAGGUUUUCUGUCUUUUGUCUUGAUUUAAUCAUAAGUUAGUGGACAGUCUCAAAUCUGGGAGCAGUUCUGGGUUUUAUUUAUACUUUUUUUUUUAACAAAGAUAAAAAAAACCUUUUCAAAUAGUGUUUUAUCUGAAUCUUUUUCUGCAUAAUUAAAAGGUUACAUAACCUCACUGACAGUUGACUAGCCAGGGCUAAAAGACUACAAAUCGAAACUCAGAGAAACAGAAGAGAGCAGUCAUGGAGAUGCAAGAGAUCAGCAUAGAGACGGAAAAAGAUAAAGGACAGGAAGAAGCAACUGAACCCAAGCUGGAGGUCAAAACUGAAGCUUUAGAGGAAGUAAAAUCAAGUGAGUAUGAGAAACUACAAAGUGCAUCUGAGGACAUCUAUUCUGAAGCCUAUUUUGGCGAUGCACCAUUGAAGACAAAAGCAGGCAAACAGUCCGAGGGAAAUGUACGUCUGUACCGUACUGGGUGUUUCUUACUCAUAACAAUCUGCCUGGUCCUGCUGUUGGUCGUCAUGAUCCUCGGUGUGAAACUCCAAACUGGAUCCACUGUGUGCGCAGAAACAGAGAGAGGGUGCAGCUAUGAGCAAUGCAAGGAUCGCUUCCCCAGCAUUCAACUCAGACCUGAGGAUCUCGGCUGCCAGCGGUGCUCAGAUGGUUGGCUGACUUAUGGCCGAUCAUGUUUUUACUUGUCCACCUACAGGCUGACUUGGGAUGAGAGCGUGAACAACUGCACAUCUAGAGGAGGAUCUUUGGCUGUCAUCACCAGCCAGGAAGUUCAGGUGUUUCUGACUGAGAAGGAGACACAGUAUUACUGGAUUGGGCUGAGAAAAAGAGAAAGCACAUGGGCCUGGGUCAAUGGCACUGUACUGCAAAAGAGUUACUGGCAAGAAAAGCCACAAUCACAGGACUGUGGGAUCCUGAGCGGUAAAAAUCCACCUGAGAAGAACUGGAUCACAGCAUCCUGCCAAUCCAACACCUACUUCAUCUGUCAGGUUAUGUUCUGACAGUAUCUGCAAAACAAUUCUCUGUCAACAAUGAUCAACAAUUUAAUAACAUUUCCCAUAAUCUCUCUUUCCACUUCACACCAAAAUCAAUAGCAUCCUGCAAAGAAAGACAAUGAAGCUUCACAGAUAACAGAUGUUUUGUAUUUAGAGCUGUUUAGUCAGUUUAUAUUUCCCUGCAGCAUUCUGUAGCAUAUUUUGUAUUCUAAUAUCAUUGAUUAUGCUUGUAAGAACUUGUAAACAUUAAUGAAGUUAUACACUGUAUGAUUCCAUGUACUACGGUGUGACUUUUUCACAUUUGGCCAGUGAGUUUGUUUCAGCAAAGUUUUAUUCUCUUAUAAAAUGUUUGUGCAACCACAUAAUAAGUUGAAUGUGUGUAUUUGACUUUAUUUUUAGCUUAGUAUCUUAUUGCUACAUAUUUUCAAUAAUAUUUCAUUUAACCUUUAUUUAAUUAGGUAAAAUCCCUUUGAAGCUAAAAUAUGAAAGCUUUCUUUCUUACCUCUGUCCAUUUGUUAGGGACAGACAGACAGACAGCAGAGAAGUGUCCUGUGAUCUGAGGUUAUAACUGGAAGAAGAAAUAAGUUAGCAAAUGUAUGAGAGAUGUCUGAUUUGAACAGCUUUAUAAAUAAAAAUAUAUCAACUCCUGGUUGGCUCACCAUCUGGUUUUAAGUUCAAAACAAAUCUUAAUGUAAUGUGCUGCAGAUGUUGGACUCUUAUAUUGCUAUAAAAAUAACACACUCUCCUCUAUAGCAUUAAUGCAGUGUUAUGCCGGGUUCAGACUACAUGAUUUAAGCCUGACACGAUGGACGUAUAGCGUCAGAACUUACAAACGGUGUUGGACACGACAAUCGAUCAUUUUAUUUUGUGUUGAAGAGAGCAGAGAAUUAGACAGCUGCAGACAGCAUUAUGAGCCUAACGUAUGAUUUUAUAAAUGAUUUUUCCCAAUGGGACGUACUGUUGUAUGUGUAUAUUCCUGCAGUAGAAAGUGUGUGAAAAGGGGGAAAUCAGUAGACACAUCCCUAUAAAAGAGGAAGUGCAGGCAGAGAUAUCUGAGUGUCUGUAAGAAUAGAAAAAAGAAAAGAAAAGAAAAGAAAGAAGAAGCACUGAGUUUACUGAAAAG
Molecule: messenger RNA, 2756 nt
Organism: Monopterus albus (swamp eel)
Lineage: Eukaryota; Metazoa; Chordata; Actinopteri; Synbranchiformes; Synbranchidae
Product: early activation antigen CD69-like
Exons: 7
Coding region: 869-1639 (256 amino acids)
Source: RefSeq, a predicted model, not a curated record